CUCAUUUUUUUUUACUGUUUUAUAUAUUCUAAUUUACAAUAUUAGAAUUAAAUAUCUUAUACAUUAAAAACAAAAUACGAUGUUUAUUACAUAUUCAAAAAUAUUUUAAAAAUUGUUAUUAAUUGUUUCUUAUUCCUAAUAUUUUUUGUAUUUAAAAAAUAGUAUAUACAAAGAAACAUUAAAAAUACCGAAAGCUAUUUGUCAGUUUUCAACACGAGUCACGCAAUUAUGAAACAAAUGUGCAAGCCAUGUCCGUGAAAUAUGAAUCACCAACGGCGGUAAAUCGUGAAGGAUUAUCAAAACUACAAAAUCGAUAUUCGUUCCACAAAACAAGAAAAUCACGAGAAUUGUUGCUGCCACCGGUCUUGUCGAUUCAACGCAACAAAGUAACCAAGUGAAGUAUCCCUUUAUGAAAUUGAUUAAACUUUGCGAAAAUUCUUAUUUUUUUGGAUAUUGCACGAGAAUUGGGAGUGGCGCGAAGUUGACUGAUAAUGCGUACAAUGAAAACGAUACACUUUUUAUGGGAAUUUAAAAAAAAUUUUAUAAGAAUUUGAAAUCAAAUUUUAAUCAGUUAUUAUUUAUUUAAAAUUAAAUUUAUGUAAAAUCCGUAAUAAAUGUACACAUUAUUAUAAAUUUCGUACGCAUAUAAUUAUAUAUGUGUAUAUAUACAGAGCGCGAAAGAAUGUUUAUAUCGACUCGCGUAGUCGCGACUCGCGACGCAAGGGCAGGGUCGUCGGCAGUGUCACUAGUCAGUACGCCUCGUGACGCCGACGGGAUUUGUGUUCGUGAUAUGUUCGUAGAAUAGCGUUUAGUGUUCACCGGUAGUAGCUUUUGUACAGUGUUUUAAUAUAUAGUAUAUACAUAUAUACAUAUAUAUUUUUCUUAACCGGUUGUUAAAUUCACAAACGAAAGAAAUUGCGAUCAAAUUCACGAUACGUCCAGUUUGACCAAUCACAAAGAAUCAUUGUAUUUUCGUUCCAACGAAUUGUCCCGAAUAUACCGGUACUACGACGUGUCGUUAACCUCUAGUACACAAGAAGAAAAACGAAAAUUUUGAAAACGCCAAAAAUAUUGUACUGUGAUCUUUCCAAUUCGUCCUUGUCGAGGUAUCAAUAAUUCUUUUAGUGCAUACAAGUAAUCUUUUUAUAAUCUGAGCCCUUUAUUUGACGACUCAAUGUUAACAAGAAGAGCACUUAGCCGAUCAUAAUCGCGUAUUAUACGAUAAGUGUUGUAACGGCGUUUGUGAUUGGAGGAUAGAAAUAUAGGAACAGAUAAGUGAAAAUGGGGUGCAACACGAGCAAGGAGAGUGUCCAGCCGGUAGGAGAUGAAGCAAAGGAAGAUGGGAAAAACGGUGAUAUCACGAAAGCAGAGAGUAGUCCGGCGAAAGUAGAUUCGCAAGAAUCGUCGCAGAAAAGACAAUCGGCGGACUCGAAGGAGAAAAAGGAGGCAGAGUCGAAGGGUGGAGAGAAGAAAGAAGAGGACACGGAGAAGGAGAGGGAGAAAGCCGCGACCAGGAUACAAGCGGCAUUCCGCGGCCACCACGCCAGAAAGAGUAUGAAAGAUAUUGAAUCCUCGACGAAGCAGACGGGGACCAAAUCAAACUCAGAGCCAACCAAAGAACAACUUCAGCAGGAGUUCCGCGCCGACGAUAAGGAGCUUUGCGAAGCGGCGACGAAAAUCCAGGCAUCUUUCCGCGGCCAUAUGUCGAGAAAGGAGCAAGCAGCUGCAGCCAUCGCAAAAUCGGCGGAGAAUGCCGUCGAGGAUGUUGUCUCUAAGAUGGAGGAGAAGGCGAAGGACGCCAUGAACGAGCUCGAGGGUAUCGAUCUCACGGAUCCCGAUCUGCACAAGGCGGCGACGAAAAUCCAAGCGAGCUUCCGGGGUCACAAGGUCCGCCAGGAAGUGUUAGGGAAUCCAGCGCAGAACGAACCCAAGAAAUAAGAAGGAUGAGAUUGGAGUGCUUUUUUUUCGAAAUCGAAUCGUCGAUAGUAUGCCCGAUCAUGAAAUCAAAAAAAAAAAAAAAAAAAAAGAAAAGAAUAAAAAAGAGAGACAAAAAAAGAGAGAGAGAGAAUGAAAAAACACACAAAAGAGGAAAGUAAAUCGAACGAUAGAAACAAUAUAGCAGGGAAUCGGGCCUCGGGUCUUUGCUUUUCCAUUUGUCGUCGAGUCCGCUUCGUACGAUCGCAUGCGAAUCCUUUCGUUGAUCCCUCGAAAUUUUAUGGCAUUUUUAUCUUUGUAUCCGCGACACGAUUUAUUCGGGAAUCGAAUACAUUUCUCGCCGCGAUUUGUUUGAAUAUCGAGCUUACAAGUUCGCAUAAACUUUCGAACACCGAUAAUCAUCAUGGAACAAUUUUCGAUCCGUAUCGUACUUACGUAUUCUUCGUCCUUUCGAAACUAUAGUAUUACGAAAGAUAUGGAUAGUAUCUAUUCUGAAUAAACAAAAUGAAACUUCGAAUUUAUAUCUUGAUAAUUCAUAUUACGGUACCAAUUCACGUUGAAGUGGCACAGUAUAUUUUAGAUUAGUGAUAUGCUUAUAAUACGUUUUAAGACUAUAUACGCGCACACCACCAUCGUGUGAGCGUCGUUUUAAUCACUACCCUAUAUAUCGACGUUCUCGAAUAGGCAUUUCAUCGAAUGUAUGGAACGAAUCCUGAUAUUUUUCACGAAAAAUAAAUUGGAAAAUUUAACGAGACGAUAACAAGAUCACGUUGCUUGCCAUAAAACUCAACGAAUCAUGAAAUACUAUAUUGAAUUGAAUCGCGGUCAAGUAUGAAUUCGAAAAAUGCUAUUACUUGAAGAAGGUUGUCUCGAGUUUCAUCCAAUCACCAAAGGAACGAAAACGAGCUGGACGAAUUAAUUGGGUGAACAGAUCUUUCAUAAAUUCGUAAAAGAAACGCGGUGGGCGCGUUUCCUCGGGCAAGAAAUCGAUUAUACCGAAUCGAUUUAAUCGCAUGUAUACGAAGGUUUUCGUUUAAUCAGCCGCUAAAUACGUAUUCGCGCGUUCGAAAUGAACACACGAUCGAUAAAUUCCCUCGUUCAUCGUUAACACGAAAUUUAUCGCGGUGGUUGACAAUGCUCACCGAGGAUUGUUUGCGAUCGUGAGCGUCGAUAUAUCGAUGUUGAUUAAAGAUUUCGAUGGCACGAUAUCACGGAUGUGCCAUCGCUGCGUUUGCUCCUCCCUUGUAUAAUUUUAACUGUACGAACCGUCGUCGAGACUCGACGAUUCGGCCAUUCGUAUCGAAUCGUCCGUGGAUUUCGAAGAUUCGCGAACGAGAACAGUGAAAAAUUACAAGCAUCGAAUAAUUAAAAUGUCAAACAAACCAUUCUCGGUAUGGAGAGGAUAGAGUGCAGGCAUGUGAAUGAAUUGAUUCGAAGAAAUGAUAACAGUUGCAAUCUUUGAUAAUCAUUUGAAAGUCGAUCGUAUUUCUUUCCUUUUCGGAAUAAUAUCACGUGUAAUAUCGUUCACAUCGAUAAGUUCACGCUAUAACGAGUCGAUUGAAUUCGUCGUUUUUAUUGUAACAUCGCUUAAUGUAAGUCCAAUUCAAAGAAUAACGAAGUACAUGCACGUAUGAUAAUGCGUACGAUACGAUUACAAAAUCAAUGGAGGAUCAAUUUGGUCGAAAAAAAGGAAAUUAUAACCGGCAAGACGGCGCAUGUCUGAGGCAAACAACAUGUUUAAUCGAUAAACGUGUCCUCCAAGUUAUAUCGUUUUAACUUUUAAGGAUGUCCAUCCCGUCAUAUUGGUACUGCGGGUUAUUUUUCGAUGACUAAAAGCAUAUAUUUUUACGCGUUAGAUCGCACCGUAACGACACACGAUUAUGGAUACAUAUAUAAAAUAUAAGACGCGCAUUUAUACACAUAUAUAGACAGGCACAGAUGCUUUCACAACCCCGUAGACGCAAUAAUUCGACAUAAAAAGAGGCUUCGAACGGCCCGGUCGAACUGCCAUGUAACGGGUGCGCGUUUCGUAUCGUUCUAUUUUUAUCUAGUCUAUCUUUCUUCGAUUUUGUUCCCAUCGAAUUUACCAGUAGAAGAAGUAUACGUUGUUUUUAGCAGGCCUAAAAACGUUACUGCUGCUUUUUACGAUCGUUAAGAGCACUCGUUCUUCUCCUUUAUUUCGCUCCUCUUUUGCGCUGUUCUCUGCAACUUCCUGAUUCUUUUUUAUCCUGAAUGAUUGACUAUCGAUCGUUGAAAAAGGGCACAAAGAAAUUAAAGUUUGGAUAUACGUGAUAAUUUAUUCGAUAAAAGUUAUUUUUUAUUCCUUCGAGGAAAGGAAUGGCGAUAUAUGUAUUAUAAUUAGACGCACUAUUCAAAAUAAUUAAAAGACUCUGUGUUUAACUGUAUCCAAUAUAUUUUAUAAAUUUAAGAUAUAAGUAUCGAAAAUGCUACGUUUCCCCUAUAUUUAAUGUUAAUGUUCGAUUUAUUUUUAUCAAACGAUUAGAAAUUUUUGAACAGAACACCUGAUUAAUUAGCUACAAAAUAAACUUAUAGCAUUAUAAUAUUAUUAUUGUAUAUUAUACAUCGUUUCCUGUAAAGCACGAUAUUCACUGUGUCAAAAAAUUUUACUUUAGAAUAAUCCUAUUCGGAUAUUAUAUAUUGUAUUAUUUAAGCUAUACAAAUUUGACUAAUUAAUUUCUUUGUUUCAUAUCGAAUAUCCAAGAAUGAAAUGAAGAAAAUUUUUUUGCAAAACUAUCGAUUUCUUUAAAUAUAAUAUACUCUUGAUAUUAAAUGUGCAAACCUGUUAUGGUCUUAUCAGUCUCAUUAACGACCUAAUUGUUGAUAUUAAUUGCUGUUUAUUUCUUCUGUAAAUAUUUUCAAUGUGCAUCAUCGAUUCCUGUUAUGCAUUGUCACGUACCGCAAUGUUUCUAUCGGAUAUUACGCAAAACAUGAUUGUAUGUACUUUCUACUUGUAUGAAAGACAAUUAUUAUGUGCACAUACAUGAUAUAUCUUUGGAAAUAUCACACAAAUUUUUGCACUUGUUUCUGAUAACUCUUAUAUUGAAAUAUCUUUGUGAAAAAUUUAUCAAAAAGUUGUUAUAAUAAACAAAUUCUGAAAGCAA
This is a messenger RNA of Apis cerana (Asiatic honeybee), 5057 nucleotides long. RefSeq names its product IQ calmodulin-binding domain containing protein igloo (gene igl). Gene Ontology annotation, molecular function: calmodulin binding. Lineage: Eukaryota; Metazoa; Arthropoda; Insecta; Hymenoptera; Apidae. The record is from RefSeq and is a predicted model, not a curated record.